CUCUCUCUCUCUCUCUCUCUCUCUCUCUCUCCAAAGUCUUGGCCACUUCAUCCGCGCAUUAGAGACAAGACAAACGCGCUUCUUGUCGCCCAAGAGUGGCCCCGCGGUGAGAAGGAGGGUCAACUUACACGUACACUUCGCCGACUAACCCGCAUCGCACCGAGAACAUGCGAUGAGGUGCGGUGUGACCCGGUACCCUACCCUUGCCAUGCCUCGAUCUGUUCGGCCAAAUGGGAGGGAGUGACUCUGAAGUUGUAACGCUUUCCGCGAGACCAGACCGGGGGGUUCGUGAGGGACCCGCAAGGCGGCAGCAGGCGGGUUGAGCAAGGGUGCAAGGGGCACAGGACAGGAAUCCAGCUGCUGCUCCUUUGGGGCGCGCAACUCGGGGAUUUCUUCUUUAUCGAGUUUUCUUCUUCAGGACUGAGCCGUUGUUGGACAGGAAGGAAGGGGACGGACGGAGGAGCCGAGAGUUGCGCCAGGACCUUGGGUCGUUGCGAGGAAGAAUCCAGAGGGAGAGGAAAAGGGAGGAUAUCAACCACACGCCGUCCAUGCUGGACCUACACUACGUUGAAGGGAUAUCUCAAGGGUUCCCCUUUGGUUUCUGCUUUCUACUAGUAUCCGAGUUGCAGGUUGACAUAUCCAUCACUUCCUAAGUAGCUAUACUCGUUGGCUGGAGGCAUCCAACAUGGGCAUCCGAGGUAUCUCAAUGUAGACUUGCUGGAUGACGAUGAAGAAAAGAAGGGUGCAUGCGCCCAGGGCAGGGGUUGAGUUGCGGCGCGAGAGAGGCACACCCCGCGACCGCUAGCCAGGCCGCAUGGCUACCUCACUUUCAUGGAUCAGAACCCAGGUUCUGGACUGCAACUGGACGAGAAGUCGGAGAGAGAGAGAGAGCAGGCCUUUCGACCCUGGCAAGCCUUGGAAGCGAAGCGGCUCUCCCCCUCUUGUUCGCACCCUUUCCUUUGCCAAGAUACUGAUGCGCCGGCUGAGUGGUGUGGUUUGUUCGACAAUAAAGAGCCCGUGACGGCCUCCCGCCUUUCUUCAGCCCUCUUAUUUCAUCUUCACCUGACUUCAUUCGUAGCAGCUCGAUCCGAGUUCUUGGGAACCUUCUUUUUUCCCCUUUCUCACGCCUAUCUCUACAAAUUUCUCUUUUCUGUUGCUCAACCUCGUCCAGUGUUGUUGCGUCAUCCACGCUCUUGACUGCUACAAGACUCAGCCCAACUUGGCCUACUUUCGUCCCCAUUUACACGUGGAGAACUUUGUAGCCUCACUGCCGUUCCUUCCUUUCCUGCCACUUUUAAAUCUUCAACGGUUACGUAUUCGCCGGUAUUAUUCAACUCCCGACCAGCCUCAUUGUUUGGACGUUUGAACACAUUCCUUCGACCGCCUUUCUCCAUUGUAAAAGUCACCCAACUUUUUUUUCCUUCUCCUUCCUCGAGCCGGCUCGACUCUCAAGACCACAUUCAGAUAAAGACAAGUGAAGACACCCCGUCUCACUCACCUUGAUUUGACCGACUCACCUCACCUACAUUCACCUGCAACAAUUCUUCAACCAUCCCGACCUAAGAAAUCAACAGACCAACACACAUUUCAAGACGAGGAGCAAUUACACUCUUUGACCCUACAGAAAAUUCCAUCUAUCCUUCCAGUCAACACACCCAAGCUUUUUUCAACAACAUCUGGAAGCGAAGCUCACCUAAAGAAGGCCUUCUCAUCCUCUCAAAACCACCCUCAUCCUAGAUCAGAUUCUUCCAACACCAGACGACACCAUGAAGUCCACCUUCGUCUCCACGAUCGUGCUGCUUGCCGGCCAAGCCGCGGCUCACAUGGCCAUCACCUACCCGCCGCCUCUGCGAUCCAAGGAGAACCCCUUCUCCGGCCAGAACAUCGACUACAGCAUCACCAGCCCUCUGAGUGCUUCUGGCAGCGACUUCCCCUGCAAGGGCACCUUGAACCUCCUCGGAACCGCCGCGGCCUCUCCCGUCGCCACUUGGCAGGCCGGUCAGCAGUACAACAUGACCAUCGCCGGCGGUGCCAACCACAAUGGCGGUAGUUGCCAGGCUUCCCUCUCCUUCGACAGCGGCAAGACCUUCACCGUCAUCCACAGCUACAUCGGUAACUGCCCUGUCGCGGGCACCUCGUCUCUCACCUUCACCUUGCCUGCCGACACACCCUCUGCCAAGGACGCCCUGUUCGCCUGGACCUGGUUCAACAAUGUCGGCAACCGAGAAUUCUACAUGAACUGCGCGGUCAUCACCACCACCACCGGCGGAGGCGGCAGCGCUUCCACUCCCUUCGCCAGCCGUCCUCAGAUCUUCAAGGCCAACAUCGCCAACGGUUGCAGCACUGUCGAGGGAUCCGACGUUCUGUUCCCCAACCCCGGCCCUCCUGGAGACGUCACCAACGCCGGCACCAAGACCGCUGCCCCUGUCGGCACCUGUGACGUCGCAGUCGGCGGUGGCAGCUCUGGAGGUGGUAGCAGCAGCUCUCCCAGCAGCUCUGCCAACGCCGUUGCCCCUGCCCCGUCCGCUCCGGCCGCUUCUCAAGUCUCUCAGCCGAGCUCCCAGUCGACUACUCGCGCUGCUGGAGGCGCCUCCUCAUCUGCUGGACUCCCUGGCGGCGUCUUCCUCACUGUCCCAGCCUCUAGCAACUCUGCCGUUGCCUCUGCCCGGCCGACCACACUCGCGACCGUCAGCAUUCCGGCUUCACCCAGCGAAGAGUGCACCGAAGGAUCUGCGGCACCCACCGCCAUGCCUGCUCCCACUUCGGCAGUCGUUCCCUCAGCCGCCCCCUCGGCUGCCCCCUCUGCCGCUCCAUCCGCAGCUCCCUCGCCUGGCGCCGGAUCUGGUGAUGCAACUGACGGCUCCAUGACUCCCGGCAAGGCCUGCACCCCCGAGGGCCAGUGGAACUGCGUCUCCGGCACUCAUUUCCAGCGUUGUGCCUCUGGACAGUGGUCGGUGCUCAUGAGUAUGGCUCCUGGCACCAAAUGCCAGUCUGGCACAACCGAGGUCCUGGUCUGGCAGAAGAAGAGAGCCCACGGUCGCCGCUCCCUCCGCGCUAGACACCACAUCUAAGCCUCGCGGGCCUCUUGUGUAACAACUUUUCUGCCCUUCGGAAUGUAUUGUCGAAAGGUUCACGACAUUUUUAUGAGACUUGGACGAGAUACGGGGACACGCAUCCAUAGACAUGGGGAACAACCUCUGGCUUUCUGAGAUUUUGGCGUUUUGAGGAUAGCAUGGAUCUUCCAGGACUGGCUCUUGGCUCGCAUAAGGAAAAGGCUGGCAGGUUAGUACGCCAGACAGGCUUGAUAGUAAAUCACCACGAUCGUUGUAAAACAUGGCUCUCUUGUGUAACCUGUCGACAAUGUCGUGCCAGGUGAUGUGUACAUACCCUGGGGCGACUGCAGGUGUUGAUGUCAAAAAAGCGCCUGUGAC
This is a messenger RNA of Colletotrichum scovillei, 3431 nucleotides long. RefSeq names its product extracellular protein. The record is from RefSeq and is a predicted model, not a curated record. Lineage: Eukaryota; Fungi; Ascomycota; Sordariomycetes; Glomerellales; Glomerellaceae. Bases 1767 to 3071 code for a protein of 434 amino acids. The transcript is spliced from 3 exons.